CUCAACUGGACAUCUGCAGCCAUCCCGUGUGAACACUUGGCGGAUUAUGACGUCCAGCAGCUCCCGCGGGGACUCUCGGCACAACGAGCGGAUCCUGUCGACGCUCAAGAGGAAUCUGCCCUCGGACAUGAUGGCAGAGAUCUCCGAGAGGAUGGGUGCUCUCGUCGCGUCCGCCGGCACAUCAUAUGAGACGAAGACCUGGCUUGACUUCGUCACCGCCCUCGCCCGCCACCCCAGCCGAGUGCGGCCAGCCGGGGCGGAGGAUCCCCUCUUGAAGGUGCUGUUGAUGUGUCCAGAGCGUGUGAAGGGCGAAGCGCGGCGUAUCAUUUUAAGUGGCGGCAUCACCCGCAGCGACUCUGCAAUGGCCGCCCGCCCAGCGCCCAUGGAAAUCGAGAUAGAAGACGACAACCUACCCGCUGCCGCAGCUGCUGAUGGUGCAGCCAGUCGUGCCAGCAACACGCCCGCCGGCUCAUCUGCAUCAUCCAAUCGCAAGCGACACCCGCCCCUCUUCCCUCCCAAGGACCCCCCUCCACCCAGCAGCAAGGCAUCAAAGCGGACCGAAAGCGCUAACGGGGCAGCGACCAGGCGGAAGGGCCAAUCAUUCCACCAGCGCGUGGGCUAUGAGGGUGCGGAAAGGGACACGCCCUUCAGGCCACAGAGGGCGGCCAAGCAGCCACCUGGUGGUGCUGGUGCAUCGGCGCGGCGCAACCAGGGCAAGAUCGACCCCAGUGCGGCCAUCGAGCGGCGCAAGAAGAAGGCUCGGGAGGGCAACGGCGAGAUUUCUUUUGACGCUCCUGUGGUGAGCGUGGCCAGCCUCUCGUUGGAGGACGACAGCCGAGAUGCAGUGCCCCCGCUGGCCCAGAACGAGAACAAGAUCCACGACACCAAGGUCUACUUCCCCUUCCGGCCGGCGAGGGCGCAGCUGGUGGCGAUGCGGACGGUGCUGGAGGCCUUGAAGGAGACCACACCUAGCAGAGAGGGAGGCGGAGGGGGAGGGGGAGAGGGAGAGGGGCAGGACGGUGGGGAUGUAGACAUGGCGGCUGCAGCAGCGGGUGACAAGGACAAGGCGACGACGAACCUGCCACCCGUGGGCAAGGAUGACCUCAAUGUUGCCUUUGUAGAAUGCCCCACAGGUCGGCAAGCCACACCCACAAUCAUUGCCCCCUUUCAUUCAUUCUGUGGUAUGGUCUUCAGGCACGGGCAAGACGAUCGCACUGCUCUGUUCCGUAUUGGCGUACCAGCACAGCAUGGCGCAGGAGGCGGCGGAGGGCAGGAUCAAACCAGAGCAGGUGCCCAGGGUCUUCUACGCCACCCGCACCCACAAACAACUAGAUCAGGUUCGAAACACGUACCUGUGUGUGUAUGUGGGUGGCUUCAUCUGCUGUCGUGUCGGUGUUUGUGCCUGUGCCUGUGUGUGAGUACAGGUAGUUUCCGAGUUGAAGAAGACGCCGUAUCGGCCCCUGAUGACGCUGCUGGCGUCACGGGAGCGGUUCUGUCUGCACCACACAGUCAUGGCGGCCCCAAACAAGGUACACCUCCAACGUGGGCUUCCUCGGGUCUGGAUGGCUAUGAUGUGUGUGCGGGAUGCUCAUUGUGUGUGUGUGUGUGUGUGUGUGCAGGCCGAGGCGUGCGAGAACGCCACGUUCAUCGACAACAUGGAGUGCAUGCACCUGCAGCACCACGAGGGCAUCAGAUACCCUGCCAACUUCCUCAAGGUCUGUCUGUCUGGUGACGACCAACACACACACAAGGUGUCAGUCGCCGUGUACGCAUCUGUGCUCAGCACUACACUCCCGGGCGAGAGGGUCAUCUGGCGGCCUUUGACAUCGAGGAGCUGGUCAAGGAGGGCAACGAAGCAUUCAUCUGCCCCUACCACACCACCCGCGACCUGCUGUCGGAGGGCGCGGCACUCAUCCUCCUGACCUACUCGCAGGUCUUCGACCCCCCAAUACGCACAGCCAACUCCUUGUUCAAUGCGCUGCCGGGCAGCAUACUGGUGAGUUUUCGGAAAGCGCCGUGGGGGAGGGCUGUCCACAGGCGCACGUGUGCUGCGGUGUUGCAGAUACUGGAUGAAGGGCACAACAUCGACAGCGUGUGUCGGGACGUCGCGACGCUGGAGCUGACCACCACCAAGGUCGGACACACACGCGUCCACAAACACACGAACCAUGCAUCGCAUCUAUCUGCCUCUACACGUGCUCCCAUGUUGUGUUGGUUCAAACGACUGUGGGUCGGGUCAAUUUCUCCGUGCAGUUGUACGAGAUGCUGGAGGAUCUGCAGCGGAUGCACGAGGUCCUCGCCAGCAAUGCCGAGCACUCCAACCUCCUCCCCAUCAACGCCUCCUUCCAGACACUCAUAUACGACCUCAUGUCAUUCACCCUGGCACAGCACUCAGAGGCAACAUCCACACGACCCCCUCCCUCAGCACCAGCGCCUCCGCCGGCGCCAGCGCCAUCCCGCGCCCCCAAGCCCAUCAGCCGGACGUCGUCGAUGAACUCGAUCAGCGCGGAGCCGCCGCGUGGCUUGCCGGUGGGUGCGACAGGCUGGCGGCAGGUGAACCUGUCGUCGGGCGGAGUGGGAGGGAAUGGCGGCGAUAAGGAGGUCACACAUUGGGUGCAGGUACGCUCGCCGCAGACAAGGGUGGGAAAUGGAUGUCGACGGCCGUGUGAAUUCGUGUCCGUGUGCAUUCUGUCCUGUGUUUGUCUGCAGGCCGGCACCGACGCCCUGGGAAAGCUCAUCGGCAUCUCUGACCUCUCGCGGCCGACAGUCAAGCGCCUCCAGGAUCAAAUCAGGCAGAUGCGAAAGGCGCUGCAGGUACGCACACACGCAUGCCAUACACGCCCAGACAUUCGUCCGCCAUUCUCUCCCCCCUCCCCCACAGGCAGAGGGGUUCGAAUCGACGGCUGUGAAGAGCGGCACCAUUAACGCCCUGGAGGGCCUCCUGUCGCGGCUGGACUUCUUCAUCCACUCCCGUGGCGAACCCUACAAGUGCUGCAUCUCAGCCCUCCACACCGCCCCACUGCAGGGAGCCGCCCGGGGCGGGGCAGCAGCCUCCCAUGGCAUCGGCUCAGCCCCGCGGCGAAGGGCCAAGAAGAUGACACGGCAGGAGAAGGAGACAAGACACCUGGCGGCCAAGCACCGGUACGCCGACUUGACUGGCAACAGCGACGACUCCCGUCCGCCGUUCGAGGCCACCCUCACCCUGCUGUGCCUCGACGCAUCCGUGGCCUUCCGCCCUGUGGUCGAGUGGACGCAGCUGACCAUUCUCGCGUCGGGCACCCUCUCACCCAUGGACGCACUCGCGCGCGAGCUCAUCUCCUUCGGGCUGAAGCCGUCCAAGUCGUCCCCCCGCCCCCUCCCUCCUGUGUCGACCGACGGCCUCCAGAAGGCCAUUCACGUCAGCACAGUGCAGCAAGGAGAGGACGGCGAGGAUGAGGGCGAGGCCAGGACGGUGGCGGUGCGGCUGUGGGCGCUGACAGCGCCGCACUUUGCGUCGCUGCAGGACAACCUCGUGAGUCGGCUGCUGCAGUAUGGGCCGGUGGGGCUGGAGGGGUUCAAAAGGGGAGGUGGCGGAAAGGACAGAUUCGCCAAGCUCGACAUGUCCUAUCAGUGCCGAAGGCAGCCUGACCAGCAGGACGCACUGGGCGGUGCCAUUGUAGCACUCGCACACAUCGUCCCGAACGGGCUGCUGGUGUUCGUCCCGUCCUAUGGGGUGCUUAAGGUGCGUGCGUCAGGCGAGAGGGACAACAGACACGACACCGUACUCUAUGGAUGCGUCUGUGUGGUGAUGUGUGUGUGUGUCAGAUGUUGGUGGAUCGGUGGCGUGUAUCGGGUCACAUGGCGGAGAUGGAGAAGCGGAAACGUGUGCUGGUGGAGCAGCAGGGCAUGUCCGCCGACGCAUUCGACCAGAUGCUCAAGACAUACCACGAUGUAAUCACACGAGGGGGAAGGAGCACCGCCACACCACACCACACCACACACCAUGUCACGGAUGGGAUCUGUCCGGCUGCCUUGUCAGGCCGCUAAGGACAAGAAGGGCGUGUUGCUGCUGGGCGUGUGUCGCGGGCGGGCCAGUGAGGGCGUCAAUUUCAAGGACCACAACGCCAGGUACCGACCUGGACACACCACACGGUGGCACACCCAUCCCUCCCUCAUGGAACCGAUGGAUGGAUGGAUGUAUGGAUGUGUGUGUGUGUGUGGACCUGUAGGGGUGUACUCAUAGCUGGCAUCCCCUACCCUCCCCUGAAGGACCUGCAGUCGGUGCUCAAGCGCGAGUACAACGAUGCGGAGAGCCGGAAGGGCGAGGAGGGGGCUGUGGUCAGCGGCAAUGAAUUCUACCAGAUGGAAGCGUUCAGGUGAGGAAGACGAGCGGGCUCCCGGGCGGACUGUCGUGUGUGUAAGGCGGGCGUGUCUGCGUGUGGUUCAGGGCCGUCAACCAGUGUCUCGGUCGCCUUCUUCGGCACAGCAAGGACUACGGCUGCGCCAUCCUGCUCGAGCAGCGAUACGCGCAACAGACGCACAGACUCCCCGGCUGGUUCACCGGCCAGCUGCCCCCCAUUCCCAGCCAAUUCUCGGCCCGCAAUGCCUUCUCCGACACCCUCAAGGACGUCGGUGCCUUCUUCAAGAACAAGAGCGACGCCAACCUGCCCCCACAGCCACAAGCGCCGCAGCCGUCGGACCCGACCCGCCCUCGGCUCGAUGGUCAGGCGAUGAUCAUGAACAGGGGCGUGGCACCGUCGUCACGCGGGCCGUCGUCACGUGCGAGUUCGAGGGAGUCGUCUCGGGGUAGCUCGAGGGAUGGGCAGAAGGGCAGGAGGAAAGGCAAGUAGUGUAGUGCAGUGAGUGCAUCAUUCGUUGGGUGCCAGUGGGGUGGGAGACUCGUCUGGUGGUACGUGGCGUGGGUUGGUGUCAGUGCGUAACUCGUCCAAUCCAAUCGACGCUGAUCUGAUUGAUGUGCGUGAUCGAUGU
Vitrella brassicaformis is the source of this 4968-nucleotide messenger RNA. NCBI's taxonomy places the organism in Eukaryota, Vitrellaceae. The record is from the annotation of a GenBank genome assembly.